Molecule: messenger RNA, 756 nt
Organism: Durusdinium trenchii
Lineage: Eukaryota; Dinophyceae; Suessiales; Symbiodiniaceae
Source: the annotation of a GenBank genome assembly
ACGGAGAGUGUGAAGCAGAUGACAUGUGGUCAACCGGCCACGCUGGCCGGCACACGUAGCAUCCAUGAUCCAUGUGCCACGCUUCAUCACGGGGCCCUUCAAGCCGAACUCGCUCUUCUUGGAGGACGCGGAAUAUGGGAGAGCACUGGAUGCCUUAGUGAAAGCUGUGUCGGACGUCCUCAUCACCUCGCCGGACGGCGGCCGCAUCUUCUUGGGGAGGCGGAAGGUGCACCCUCAACCAGAUUGGUGGUACAUGGGUGGACGUGCCAAGCCUGGUGAGACCCCGCAGCAGGCGGCCGCGCGUGUGAUGCGGCGGGAGUUGGGAUUGCAGCUGGCGCCCGCGCGCUUUGAGGUCAUUGGAAGCUAUUCCAUGAUCUGGGCCAUGCGCGAGCAGCCUCCCGCUGAGCACGGGACCGCGGCAGGGCCUCCUGGAAUCCUCAAAAACAUCAUCGCAGCCACAUGCAUAGGUAGAUAUUAGCACUGUGCACCACUUGGUCAUCCAGCCCGAGGAGGAGGCGGCCGUGCAGAUUGACGAGAAGGAGUAUGCGGAGUCCCGGUGGUUUCAUCCGGAGGAGGUCUUGAAGGGCGAAUUUCACCCGAUCCUGAAGCAGGCCCUGAGAGACUUGCAGGCCAAGACCACUUACAAGGCCCUGCAGCAGGCAGUCCAGCAGGGUGAUGAGGACUCCCGCUUGGCCACCUUGGCGCGCGCGUUUGUAGCGGCUGCGCAGGAGUCCAUGUUGCCCGCUGAGCGGGGGG